This is a messenger RNA of Myotis daubentonii (Daubenton's bat), 364 nucleotides long. RefSeq names its product small EDRK-rich factor 2. Lineage: Eukaryota; Metazoa; Chordata; Mammalia; Chiroptera; Vespertilionidae. The record is from RefSeq and is a predicted model, not a curated record.
GAGCCGCUGCUGCCGUCGCCAUGACCCGCGGUAACCAGCGCGAGCUCGCACGCCAGAAGAAUAUGAAGAAGCAGAGCGACUCGGUGAAGGGAAAGCGCCGAGAUGACGGGCUUUCUGCUGCCGCCCGCAAGCAGAGGGACUCGGAGAUCAUGCAGCAGAAGCAGAAAAAGGCAAACGAGAAGAAGGAGGAACCCAAGUAGCUUUGUGGCUUCGUGUCCAACCCUCUUGCCCUUCGCCUGUGUGCCUGGAGCCAGUCCCACCACGCUCGCGUUUCCUCCUGUAGUGCUCACAGGUCCCAGCACCGAUGGCAUUCCCUUUGCCCCGAGUCUGCAGCGGGCCCCUUUUGUGCUUCCUUCCCCUCAGG